Drosophila elegans is the source of this 252-nucleotide messenger RNA. RefSeq lists its product as uncharacterized. Lineage: Eukaryota; Metazoa; Arthropoda; Insecta; Diptera; Drosophilidae. The record is from RefSeq and is a predicted model, not a curated record.
AUGGACUGGUCGCUGUUCGUGGGAAUUGCCAGGCAGGCGAAACCAUUAUCGGAGUUGGGAAAACAGGAUCCAGUCCAGGAUUCAGGUCAUCCGCCUGUCACGUGCCUAAGCGCCCUGCCCCAAAACGCAAUGCAGGUGCCAACGACAGGUCCUCUUGCGGACUGGAUCCCUUCCAGCUGCAGUGCAUCCGAAGCCAUGCGUGACAAAUAUUUAUUAACUGCCACCACAGCGGGCAGCGGCUUAUGGGAUUGA